This is a messenger RNA of Diospyros lotus (date-plum), 2105 nucleotides long. Its product is annotated as GTP-binding protein At2g22870. Bases 174 to 1112 code for a protein of 312 amino acids. NCBI's taxonomy places the organism in Eukaryota, Viridiplantae, Streptophyta, Magnoliopsida, Ericales, Ebenaceae. The record is from RefSeq and is a predicted model, not a curated record. Gene Ontology annotation, molecular function: GTP binding. The transcript is spliced from 4 exons.
UACUGAUAUUUUCUGCCCGUUGCACUCUCCGGUGCCACCCCACGCCCCAACAACGCCGAUAAGACCCGCCGCCGGCUCUUGACUAUCAGAGAGAAAGAGAGAGAGAGAGAGAGAGGGAGAGUUCAUGGGCAUCUUGAAACCCUAAACCCUUAUGAGAAGAAGCAGAUAGAACCAUGUCAAUCUUUCAUCUUCCAAGGCUCCCCUCUCACUUCCCCAUCUUCAUCUGCUCGAAGCCCAUAUUGCCCGCCGCCGCCGCACUCUUCUCCUCCCCCAAAACCAACCCAAUCUCCCACUUCUCCUCAAUCCCAACUCUCUCCACUCUCCCCUUACAAACCCCCGAAAAUCUCUCCCCCUCGGAAGAGCCCCACCUCGAGAUUCCGAUAGACAAGCUCUUUGUCCCGCCCGAAACCGACGUUUCACCCCAAAACGCGCCCCUGAGCUCGAGAAUCUUGAAGGGUUCCAACAUCGUGCUGAGCAAGUACGCCGGGGACGCCCAGGUGUCGCAGGCGGAGUUCGUGAAGAGCAGUGUUCGGACAGAGGAUUGUCCCUCCGACGGGAUGCCGGAGUUCGCGCUUGUGGGGCGCUCAAAUGUCGGGAAAUCUUCGCUGCUCAAUUCGCUUGUUAGGCGGAAGAAGCUCGCUCUGACUUCGAAGAAGCCCGGGAAGACACAAUGCAUCAAUCAUUUUCGAAUCAAUGAUAGUUGGUACCUAGUUGAUUUGCCAGGAUAUGGGUUUGCAGCUGCACCUCAGGAACUUCGAACUGAUUGGGACAAGUUUACCAAAGACUAUUUCCUGAACCGGUCAACUUUGGUCUCAGUUUUCCUCCUCAUAGAUGCUAGCAUCCCUGUGAAGACAAUUGAUCUCGAAUAUGCAAGUUGGCUGGGUCAAAAUCAGAUCCCAAUGACGUUAAUAUUCACCAAAUGUGACAAGCGGAAGAAGAAAAAGAACGGAGGUAAAAGACCUGAAGAAAAUGUGCUAGAUUUUCAGGACUUGAUACGUGACUUCUUCCAAACAGUGCCGCCUUGGAUUAUGACCAGCAGUGUCACCAAUCAAGGUCGAGACGAGAUACUCUUGCACAUGGCUCAGCUGCGAAAUUACUGGCGCAAACAUUAGAUACAAGUCUUCACCUUCUUUGGUUCUGAUCCGUGGUGAGUUCAUGUAGAAUUUCCCUUCUUUAUGUGAAUGCUAGUUUCGUUUUCACAAAAUAUUUUCUUAAAUCUUACUGCAAUUUCCUAGGUUGAUAUUUGAGUAAAAGACUUGUAGGGGUAAUAAAAACCUUUAUCACACUAACCGGCAAUGAAUGAUCUUUCAAACCCGAUGGAGCGAGUGUCAUUCUUACAAACUAGUUAGGCAAUCUUUUAUCCAAGCUACUUGGGAGAAAAGCCUAUUUAAUCUAUUAUCACUUUGCCCAUCUUGCUACUUGACCUCAUCUUAGAACCUGUCUACUCUGUCUUUCCCUCUUGUUGGUAGAUCAAUAGGCAAAAGGCUACCAGAUCUAGCCUUGGUCCCUCAUCCGGGCACUGGACUCCAUUGCUACCAGAUCUCAACUCACACUUGCAGGCGAUUCAACGAACUCUGUAAAUGUACAGGGUAAACGCGUGUUCAUUUUCUUCUACAUGUCUUUGUGAUGUCAGUUGUGCCUAUUUUUCCCCCAAACUUGGCAUUAGGAUCUCUAACCAGACACUGGAAAAAUGGAACUGUUGUCUUCUGUGGUAAAACAAUUUCAGAUGAAACUCCUGUUUUCAGGACAGAUGCUCUGAAAGUGAGAGAUCAGUUUGUGUGAUCCUAAAUUCCUAAUAGUUGAACCAUAAUCUUGGUCUUGUGAUCACAGGAGAGAGGGGCCAAAGGAGGGGGAACUGCCUGACUGAAGAAGGAUGGUUGCUUCAGAGACAAGAAGUCUGGCUAAUUUUUCUGAAGCACUUGCAGAGAUAAAAAAAUUAAGAGACUGGGUGUUGAUUGAGCGAACAACUUUGAAGAGUGACUUGUAAAAUCUUAUACGAGUGCUGGACAGGCACUAAUGUUUGUUUUGUCCUUGUAAAACUCAAAAGCUGAGGUUGCGUUCUCUUUGCUUUUUAAUUUUUAAUUUUAAGUUUUGAAUUUAUUUUC